Molecule: messenger RNA, 10665 nt
Organism: Liolophura sinensis
Lineage: Eukaryota; Metazoa; Mollusca; Polyplacophora; Chitonida; Chitonidae
Product: DNA polymerase theta-like
Exons: 29
Coding region: 170-9964 (3264 amino acids)
Biological process (GO): double-strand break repair via alternative nonhomologous end joining; DNA-templated DNA replication
Molecular function (GO): ATP binding; DNA binding; DNA-directed DNA polymerase activity
Source: RefSeq, a predicted model, not a curated record
CAUGACGGCGCUAAUUUCGAAUACAAAAUGAAGCUUUCCAUCGGCUGCUAUUUUAAAUUAAUAGCACACGAGACGCAAAGGCCUUACCGUGAAUGCCUGAAAUGAACUAUGUCACGCAAAUUACCUGGAAAUAGCGUUGUUUGGUCUGUGAUGUGUCUGUGGUAAAAGGAUGAAAAAGCUGACUGAGACAUGGAAGCAAAAAAAGGCAACCAGUUCUCAGAGGUCUGGAAAGGUUGCUGGACCAUCCCAGCAUACAGCCACAACAACAAGCAGUGUUACUUCAUCAGGUUGCCGAUUCCUAGGGAGACUUCCUGUCACAAAAAUUCAGCAGAAGACAUCACUGGGAAAUGUCACGUCAGUACAGCAUUCUGCAGGAGGAAAAGGAAAUCAGGGAACUCCUACAUCUCCAGACUUGAUGUCAGUUCCAGAGAUGAAUAUGUCGCUAGGAUCAUCCUUCGGAGACAUGGACGUGGAUAUGAUGUCAGCUAUUGAUAGGAUGGAGCAGGACCAUGUGGCUAAAGCCAGUCAGCUGUUCAGAAAUGUCCUCAGGUCACCUGUGUCUGCUUGCUCACCGGGCGUGAGGCAGAGCCCACGGUUACGCGCUCAGAGAGCAAACCGUGCCUCCAAAGAGAACAGAUUUCCAGGAGUCAAUGUCUGUCAUCAGUCCAAGAGAGCCACACCUAGACGAAGAUCUAAAGACACAGCUAAGACAGCUGCUCCUGUUACCCCGGUGUUAGCAGUGCCUGUUGAGAGCCCUCAGUAUAAGUCUACACCACAGCAGCCUUCUCCUGCCUGCGGGUCUCAGCAUCAGGACGCAGAAUCUGAGCAGCAACUGGUCAGGACCCUCUUCAGACUUGACACGUCCUCACAGGCCCACUCCCCAGAUGCAGACAAGGCUGGCAGUCCAAAGCUCCUGUGUUCUGACUCUGUCAGUACUGAGGCCUCUGUCGUAGACACGAUUAACCUGGAAACAAACGUGCAGGAAGAUCACAACAAAGCCAAAGAUCAGACGAGUAGAGAAAAGUCUACAGACAAAACUGCUGAUGGAGAACUUGCCACAGUCCAAACUAUUGUGAUAUCUACCACAGGUGAUUCUCCUUCCCCAGCCAGCAAUAUCCAGGUCACCCCUGGUGAAGACAGCCUGAGCCUCUCCUCCUGGGGCCUCCCUGAGGUUGUCCUACAGAGGUACACGGAGGCUGGUAUCACUCGCAUGUUUGAUUGGCAGGCCAAAUGCCUUAUGACAGGAAAUGUUCUGACUGGUGGUAACUUGGUUUAUUCUGCUCCUACGAGUGCUGGUAAAACAAUUGUGGCGGAGCUGCUGAUUUUGAAGAGAGUUUUGGAGACAAAGAAGAAAGCUAUUGUUAUUCUACCAUUUGUUUCUGUGUCCAGAGAGAAAAUGUUCUAUCUUCAGUAUCUGUUCCAAGACGCAGGAAUCAAAGUCGGUGGGUUUAUGGGAAGUCAUAGCCCUACUGGUGGCCUUCAUGGUGUUGAUAUAGCUGUCUGUACUAUAGAGAAAGCCAACAGUCUGGUGAACAGACUUCUCCAGGAAAAUGCUCUUGAUAUUCUAGGAAUUGUGGUUGUGGAUGAAUUACACAUGAUCGGAGAUUCUCAUAGAGGCUACCUUCUGGAACUGCUGCUCACCAAAAUCAACUUUGUCUCCAAGAAAUUUACUGACAGCGGGACCAAACCACAGACUUCCAACAGCUCUGCCAAUGACCCUCAGAAAAAUGCUGUUCAGAUUAUAGGGAUGAGUGCCACACUGCCUAACCUAGACAUGCUGGCAAACUGGCUGAAGGCAGACCUUUACAAGACUGAUUUUAGGCCCGUCCCACUUACAGAAUGUGUGAAGAUAGGCUCCACGCUAUACGACUCACAACUGAAGAAGCUACAUGACAUCAACCCUACCCUCAAGUUUAGGGGUGAUGAUGAAAACAUUAUACCCCUGUGUUUAGAAACAGUCCUGGAUAAAUGCUCUGUUCUGAUUUUCUGUCCAUCCAAAAACUGGUGUGAGAAAUUGGCCGAAUCUAUUGCUCGGGAGUUCUAUGAGCUUUUGAGAAAUCCACAGCUUUUACAACAACAAGGAACAGGUUUUGUGAAGGCCUCUUCCCUAGUUCAGCUCCCCAUAGACAGACAAGCUGUACAGGAUGUAGUGGAACAACUCAGAAGGACCCCUAUAGGGCUGGACCCUGUCCUAGGACGGCUUGUGGCUCAUGGAGUCGGAUAUCAUCAUGCGGGUUUAACCUUUGAUGAGAGGGAUAUUGUAGAAGGUGGAUUCCGCCAGGGGGUACUGAAGGUGUUAGUGGCCACCUCCACGCUAUCCUCAGGAGUCAAUCUGCCCGCUAGGAGGGUCAUUAUCCGCACACCCACAUUCCAUGGGGGCAUCAUUGAUACUCUGAGCUAUAAACAGAUGGUGGGAAGAGCCGGCAGGAAAGGGGUUGAUAUUGCAGGUGAGAGCAUUCUGGUGUGUAAACAGAGCGAGAGAAACAAGGCUGUAACCCUGGUCAAAUCCGAACUGCCCCCUGUCAGGAGUUGUCUAAUCAAACACCAAGGGGAACAACUCAGCUCUAGCAUGAAGAGAGCUAUUCUGGAGAUCGUGGUCAGUGGGGUGGCCAGCAACCCUGAGGAGGUGAGCGCCUACGCGUCCUGUACUAUGUUAGCUGCCUCACUCCAGGUGGAAGCUCAGCAGAACUCGGGCAAUGUCAUUGAGGCCUGUCUCAAGUUUCUCCAGGAUAAUGAGUUUGUGCAGCUUAAGAAUGUCACUAAUAACGAUGGCAGCACUGUGGAGAAGUUUUACCCAACCCAGCUUGGCUCAGCAGUGCUGGCCUCAGCCCUGUCCCCUGAUGAGGGACUGGUAGUUUUUGCUGAGUUACAGAGAGCCAGACAAUGCUUCGUGCUGGAGAAUGAACUCCACAUCGUUUACCAGGUGACCCCAGUGUAUGCCUAUGACCUGGGGGCGGGCAUUGACUGGUACAACUUCCUCUGUAUGUGGGAGAAGCUGACCCCAGGGAUGAAGCGUGUGGCAGAGCUGGUAGGGGUGCAGGAGUCUUAUCUGGCCAGGGCAAUCCGAGGAAACGUGCAGGCGCGGACGGCCCGUCAGGCGCAGCAGGCAGCUGUACAUCGCAGGUUCUACACCUGUCUGGUCCUGCAUGACCUCGUGCAUGAGAUGCCGCUCAGUGACGUCUGCAAGAAGUACAACUGCAAUCGUGGACAGCUGCAAUCCCUGCAGCAGUCAGCUGCCACUUUCGCAGGCAUGGUGACAGUGUUCUGUCGUCGCCUGGGCUGGCUGAACCUGGAGUUGAUCCUGGGACAGUUUCAGAGCCGUCUCACGUUUGGAAUCCAGAGGGAAUUGUGCGACCUUGUCCGUGUGUCCGUCCUGAAUGGACAGCGAGCCCGGGUCAUGUUCAAUGGUGGUUACCAAACAGUGGCUGCUCUGGCAAAUGCUGAUCCUGCUGACUUGGAACACUUGCUCAGGAAUGCUUCUCCGUUUCAAAGUAAGAAGCGUCAGGACGGAGAGAGUGAGUGGGAAGUUCAGCAGAGGCAGAAAGCUCGCUGUAUCUGGCUGACAGGGAAGAAAGGUGUGACAGAGUAUGAGGCCGCUCUGGCAAUCAUUGCUGAGGCUAAGGCAUUAAUGGAAGAGGACCUUGGGGGUGUGGGGGUACAGUGGAGUACUGCCCAGUCAGAAACACCUAGAAACAGUCGUAAAAGCCCCAAGCAUUCCAACACCCUAUAUACCAGCCCAAAGUCUACCCAAAGUGAAAGUGUUGUUGUUGUUACACCCCCCGGCAGCAGGAAACUUCAGACUGAACUUGUAAGGAAGCCUAAGGUGAUGGGUAAUACUAGAGAGAAGCAAAUGAACAAACCUGAUGAAUAUUCAAAUGUUUUGUCAAAAACUGCUCCGUUCUCUAAAAGUGCAGAUGGUGGUGUAACACCCACAGAUAGCAAAAUAUCCCAUGGUGCUACAGUGAAGGAUACAGGAGUAUCCGAUAGUAAGGGUGGUAUCAGCAAGGAGAGCUUAACAGAUGAAGUAGUAGAAAGUGUAACGCAAGACAAGAAGGUUACAGAAACAAAGCCAAGUGCAAAACAGGAAAAGAACAUUGGUAUGAUUGAAGAUGCCAGCUCAGAGGGAUUGUUACAGCGAGCUGUCCAUUCAGGUAGACAAAGCAUUCCAACAGCAACAAGUAACAGCUCCUCAGUCAUGACAUCUGGCAGAUCAGAAGGUGCACGGAAGCCGUCUCCACAAAGUGCAGUGAAUCCGAAUAAUUCCAAAAGAAACUGUGAUAAUGUCGUAUCUCUGAUCGUAGCUGAUGUUCACAUCAGUCAUUCUGGACGACAGCAGGCCAGGAAUUUGCCAGACACUUUUGCUGGCGGUCAUAGUUCAGAAAGUUGUGAAAGGACUUGUAAGAAAACCGUAGGUAAGAAACAUGACGAUGUGGUUCACCAGGAUUUUGAGGCAGUAUCUGUAAAUACAUACUCCGACAGUAGUGUUUUUUGCUCAGGUGUGUCAAAUGAUAAGUCAAGACUGUCCAACACCGACCAUGCUGACUCAAGCACAGGGAGACUCAGACCUAAUUUCACAAAGCUACUAGACAAAUCAUGUGUUGGUUCAGUCACUAAAAGCAAUGUCCAUGUAAAACAUUCAGGUAAAAAUACUGUUUCUACUGAUGAGAAAAAAAAUGGAGAAAUACAUAUUAGUAAACAGUCUGGUAGAAGUAAAACAGUAGUUUCAGAGCCCAGAGAAACACCCAUACAUAAACAUUCUGGUAAAGAUAGAAUCUGUGAAGUUACAGGGCCUACAGAAGUACAGGGCAGUAAACAUUCUGGUAAAGAUAGAAUCUGUGAAGUUAUAGGGCCUACAGAAGUACAGGGCAGUAAACAUUAUGGUAAAGAUAGAAUCUGUGAAGUUACAGGGCCUACAGAAGUACAGGACAGUAAACCUUCUGGUAAAGAUAGAAUCUGUGAAGUUACAGGGCCUACAGAAGUACAGGGCAGUAAACAUUCUGGUAAAGAUAGAAUCUGUGAAGUUACAGGGCCUACAGAAGUACAGGGCAGUGAACAUUAUGGUAAAGAUAGAAUCUGUGAAGUUACAGGGCCUACAGAAGUACAGGGCAGUAAACAUUAUGGUAAAGAUAGAAUCUGUGAAGUUACAGGGCCUACAGAAGUACAGGGCAGUAAACAUUCUAGCUGUAAUCAAAGCUCUGAAGUUACAAUUCCCAAAGAAAUGCAUUCUAGUAAAUAUUCAGGUAGAGAUAGAAUUUCAGAAGCUUCAGCGCCCAUAGAAAUCCUUGCCAGUAAACAUUCUGGCAAAAACCAAAUCUUUGAAGCUAUGGAACUGAAGGAAAACCUUGUUAGUAAGCAUUCCAGAACUAAUAGCUUGUGUGGAAUUUCAGAAGGCAGUCUGAAACGUAGUGAAUCCAAAUCAUUAGGUAAUGGAGGGUCUGAUUUAGUUUCUGAACCAAUACAGAACAGAUAUUUAGAUACAUGUGAGUCUAAAUCAGGAAAGACAAAACUAAAAAGUCCAAAACUUGUUUGCACGGAUUCCCCUGAUCUUUACACACUUCCUGAUGAUUUUGGGGACAGUUUUGUGAUGGACACCCAGACAGUCCAGCUGAUCAAUCAAGAUUUGUCCAAUUCAGAUACUGAUAAUGUUGUUGCUCAAUCAAGGACUAAUGAUAACAGUCAGGAAAAUGAGGCUGAUGUUAAUCUAGACACUGCUGUCUAUGAUGAUGUUGAUGAUGAGGAUCGUGAACCCAAAGGUGUUCAUCAAUCCAAAGCUGUUCAUAAUGAAUCAACAGAUGUUCAUGCUUCAGAUGCAGCAGUUUGUGGUGAGAGGUUUAAUGUAAUUCGUAAUUUUCCACAAUCUAUUCAAUGUCAAAAAUAUUCUGGACAUAAAUCUCUUCAUGCAAAUAUUAGAAAUGUUCAAGAACCAUCUAGUGCAGUGUACUCAGUAGAAAAUUGUCCUAGCACUGGUAUUUGUGAUCAGGUUGCUCUAGUUCAAAAGCAGAGAACAAGUGUUCAUAAAUCAGUAUCUCUGUCAGUAGCAGCCAGUAUUCCUGAUCUGGUUCGUGCACCUCAAGCUGCUGUUGACACCUCACCACAACUGUAUUCUGAGCAGUUAUACUCAGAGCAGUUGUAUUCAGAUGAAAGCUUCGAUUGUGGACAAGAGGAAAACAAUCAAACUGCUGUUCAACACAGUCAGGGUUUAGGAAUGAAAGGUAAUGGUGAACGUGAUGCUAAUGCUGAAGAUUCUGAGCUGAACACUUCCUAUUCACUACAGCCAGCUAGCAACUUUGAGCCUCAUGGUAGCUAUGUUGACAGGACAUUGUUCGCUUCUGAGUCAUACUGCAACUUGAACAUAACUAACACCAACACCCGUACACAAUUGAAGGUUACCAAUAGUCCUGUUCUAAAAAGAGGAGGUGAAGCCAGCCCUUGUCAAACCAGCACCUACCAGAGGAUGCAGGCAGACAUGGAAGGCAUUGAUUUUGAGUCCUCAUUCAGUGCCUUGGCUUCACCAGAUUCUGUUCCACCAAGCACUGUGAAGAACAAGAAUCCUGGGAACACUGAAGCUAGUGUUCGCCGUUUGGCUUCAGGUAGUGCAGACGCUUCUGGUAUGGGCGAUUCAUUGACCAUGUCUAUGUUCGAGAGGGUUUUAGUUGAUGAUAACACAAUUCUAUGUGAUAAAGCAGUGUCUGUUGCUAAUGUGCAGCAAAUGCCACAAAGCAUUAAUAUGAUGGCCACAAAAGCUCACACUGAAGAAAGUAACUCUUGUACCCAGAGGUCUCCUGCUAGACGAAAACGAAGAAGCAAUGAAACAACCCCUACCUCAACAAACACCCCUAACAAAGUCAGCAAAAACACCCCGCAAAACACCAGUAUAUCCCCUCAGAAUGUUAGUGGAGGCAGUGACUGUGUCCCUCCUACACCUCCAGAUGAGAAUGCCAGCAAAGUGGACUCUCCCAGGUUUCAGCUUAGCAAGACUCCUUCAAGAGCAUCCCAAGGAAAGCAAAGGGGCAGCAAGUCAGCCGCACAAGAAAAAUGGAGAGCAUGCCUUUCGACCCCAAAUCCGUCUACAAGAUUGAGGAAGGCAGUGGAUAAUAUUAGUCAGAAGCCAAAACUUCAGAGAAACCGACUGUUUUCUGACGUAACACCAGUUUCUGUGGUAAGUGACUCUGUGCAGUUAUCGUGUGGAGUAAACCUUCAGAAGUCUGGAUUGCCGGUAAAAAGUUGGGAUGAGAAUCCUGGAAAUGUUAAUCGGGGAGCAACUGUUGCUACCAGUAAAACACAUAGUACUGGCUGUGCUGUGUUAGCCAAGGACCCGUUAUACGGGACAGGUGCCAAGGGUUCAGUUGAUACACCUGGCAAAACGUCUAUUUUUGCUGUAGACAAGGAUGAUGUGUUUGCAGCUGAGGAUGAUGCUUCAGCUGCAGAAGCAGCUGUGGAUGAGGAUGAGGAUGAAACUGUGUGGUCAUUGAGGAUGACCUGCAGCCAGUCAUCGGCCAUCCCCAGCACACAGGGCACCUUCACCAUCAUAGAUGUGUGCGCAGACCAGAACCUGUUCAGCACCUUCCUGACAGAGUGGAGAAGUAAGGGCAGAUUCUCCCUGUGCAUAGCAUGUGAACAGAAACCCCCACCCCCACUGACACCAGGGGUAGGGAUUGGGGGCAGGUUCCUCAGAGUUCAACCAGGUGCAGUUGCAGCCCCUCCCAGAGUUUCAGGUCUGGACGUAGGAGAGAGUGAGCUAGUGAUUGUGGGGCUGGCAGUGUGCUGGGAGAACAGAGACUCCUACUACAUUAGCUUGUGUGAUAGUCAGGAGGAAGGUGAGUGUGUUUUAGUGCCUGGUGAGCAAGUGAUUGUGAAGCUGGCAGUGUGCUGGGAGAACAGAGACUCCUACUACAUUAGCUUGUGUGAUAGUCAGGAGGACGUGUGCUGGGAGAACAGAGACUCCUACUACAUUAGCUUGUGUGAUAGUCAGGAGGAAGGUGAUGCUGAUGACAGCCUGGCUCCUCCCCCGAUGGACAGCAGAAUAACUGUAACUGACAGACUGACUGGAAUCCGGUCUGUCCUUGACCUCUGUCAGGGGAAGCAACUCUCACACCCUUGUGUGGUGACCUUUGACAUCAAGAAUCAGUACAAGGUUUUGGCCCAAGGUUGUGGGGUCACACUGAAGGGAGAAUUUCAGGACCCCAAAGUGGCAUGCUGGUUACUGGACCCAGGGGCUAAAGAGAAACCCCUACACAGACUGGUGAACAAUCUCCUGCCCUCUGAGGUCCACUUACUGGAAGGCCUUGGUGGUGGAUUCAGGGCAGGUAGCCUGGGACUGACCCCGUGUAACCCUGGCAGUGGGCGUUGCCGUGCCACGGUGGAGUCUGUUCUCAAUCUACACCUGAUGGACCAGCUACUAGAGGGGCUGAGGGCUCAGAAGCUGUACAAAUCUUUCCAGACCGUGGAGAUGCCUUCUGUGAUCACCCUUGCUAGGAUGGAGCUCAAUGGAAUGGGUUUCAGUGAGGAGGAGUGUGACAGCCAGAUGAGUGUGAUGCAAGCUAAGUUGUCAGCCAUAGAACAGGAGGCGUAUCGGUUAGCUGGCCACCCCUUCUCUCUUACCUCUACAGACGACAUUGUACAGGUGCUGUACUUUGAUCUGAGGUUGCCACCCAAUGGGGACCCAAGCUCUGUUACAUCCACGAAAACCCUGGGUCCUAACCGGAGACGAGGCAUGGGUGUCCGGAAGGGUGGGCGGGGGAAAGGCCAACUUAGUACUGCCAAAGAUGCCCUGGAGAAACUGAAGGCUUUCCACCCUCUGCCCGGACUAUUGCUGGAAUGGCGGAGAAUUUCCAGCGCUGUUACAAAGGUUGUGUUUCCCCUACAGAAGGAGAAGGUUUACUGCAGCCGUGUGGACAUGUACAGGAUAUUUGGGGAAAGCAGUUUUCACACAGCCACAGGCAGGGUGACCAUGUCUGAACCCAACCUACAGAACAUCCCCAAAGACUUUGAGAUACAACUGCCAGGUGUUAUAGGUGAGAGUCCACCCUCAGGGCCUGUUGCUGUGAGAGUCAUGGGUGUGAGACCCAGGGGAAGGAAGGGCAGUGUCUACCAGAGACAGACCUCCCGGAUGACGGGGCACAAUACAGGCACACCCUUCGCUGUCAGUAUGAGGCAUGCGUUUGUCCCAUUCAAAGGUGGGGUGUUGCUAGCAGCUGAUUACUCACAACUGGAGCUGAGGAUGCUGGCACACCUGUCUGGUGAUGAGAGAUUGACGCGCAUCUUGAAUGCUGACACUGACGUCUUCAAACUUAUUGCAUCUCAGUGGAAAGGAUUGCCUGUGAAAAAGGUGUCAGCCGAGCAGCGUCAACAAGCCAAGCAGGUGUGCUAUGGGAUGCUAUACGGGAUCGGUCCCAAGGCUUUGGCAGAGCAGUUGGCUGUUGAAGAGGAGGAAGCUGCUGUCUUCAUCGAAACCUUCAAAUCUAAAUACACAGGUAUGAGGACAUUUAUCCGAGAGACAAUAAACAAGUGUCGUAAGAACGGCUAUGUGGAGACUCUCCUGCACAGAAAGCGCUACCUCCCAGCUAUCACAGACACCAAUCCUCAUGCCCGGGCUCAUGCUGAGAGGCAGGCUGUGAACACCACUGUACAGGGCUCUGCAGCUGAUCUGGUGAAGACUGCCAUGGUGAGGAUAGAGGAGGCCUUGAUGAGCAAGUUCCCAGACGCUGUCCACACACACAGGCAUAGUUCCUCAGGUAAAUGUGGGCUGUCAGGAAACGUUGGCGUUGCGGAGCUGUGCGGGGCCUACCUGACUCUACAGCUACACGAUGAGCUGAUUUACGAGGCCUCAGAGAAAAACCUCAAACAAAUUGCCUCCCUGGUGAAACAUCACAUGGAGCAGGCCAUUAGACUGUCAGUGAAACUUCCUGUCAAAGUUAAAGUGGGCAAGAGCUGGGGAAAACUGAACGACUAUGAAAUAGCUUGAUUUAUGGGAAUGAGCGCAAAAUCAGAUCAGAUCACCUCCAGUGGAUCUCUCAGGUGAAACAAAAAACCAUCCCAACAAAUAACAGCUUUCUUUACACAAUGGUACAUAUAGGUUCAGUUAGACGUGAUCAGCAUAAGCUAUAAUGAAAAUUGUUACUCUCGUCAAGGGCAUCCUGUUUUGCUUUUAUUCAAGAGCAGUUUUUUUUUUAUCAAAUACUUGCAAGCUCAGCUUGUAAUAUUUCAGUUAUUUGUAUUACAUGUAUUUGGUUUUAAAUACUAUUGUUGUAAAGAGUAUAGCUUCUUAACGAGAGCAUUUGGUAUUUACAACCUAUUUAUUUUGGCAGUAAUUCUAUAAUAGUCCAAUGAAAUUAUUAAGGGCUAAUUUAUAUACAAAGAAUCAAUUUUCACGUGCAAAUACUGUAAACAACAAAUUAUAUGAAAUCGGAUAUGUGUGAGGUGAAAAAUUGUAAAAUUAAUUGUGAAAACAUGAAACACUUUGUGUACAAAAAUAUCCAACCAAUUGUAACAGAAUUGAUGGCGUUUUUCUGUUGAUGUUUUACCAUUGUUUUGCAGUAUUAAGCCCCAACUUCCCCUUCAUCCACUUGUAUUCUAGAAAGCUGGCGUUUUCCAUAGGAUGGCUGGCUGACCGUAAAUUGAUACUUACGCCCCCUCUUUUUCAGGAAGUGUUUCUGCUUUCCCUGC